AACCCCCCGGAAGAGUAACUCUGGCUUCACUGCAGACCGUUCAAGAGUUUGCAAAUAACGGGCGAUGCUGAUUGUGUAAGUGUCUUGUGUGGGGUCCUCACUUGUGUUGCGGUCUGUGAUGGCGAAGGACGCUAACAGAGUCAGGCUUGCAGUUAGGAGAUGCUGUGUCACAAUGGGGCGGGCUGUGUGAGUGACGCCGCCGCUCACGCGCACUUACCUGCUAUUAGGUUGGCAGGAACAGGUGCGCUUACUCUAUAGGGUGCGAGCAUUGUAGCCCGGGAUCAUAGUACGCCGCCGGGUUGCUGACACAAGCGGGUCUUGGGGGCUCUCUUAAGCAAUGAGGGUAUGAUCACCGAGGGAAGCUGAACGUUUACGAUAGUUUCGAAACCAAAGCCGGUCUGUGCGCUUCGUAGCCUCCAGCAUACGCAGUCGGUGGUUAAGAGGAGGAGGAGUCAGUGUCGCCUACAUAGCCGGCUCCCGGAGCUGCUGCUGCCUGAGCAGUGGCGCGCAUACACCGUCCGCAUCGGACAUUCCGCCGCGCUCCGCUGGCAGCCUACCUCCCGAUCCAGAGAGAAAGGGGAUGACGCGCCACAUCCAGACGGGAAAUCGUUCUGACACAGACUGAUACAGAGAGAUCCAACCUCAGCCCCGGCUCCCUGACCCAGAUUGAGGAAGAUGAAGCUGGUGUCUGCUCUGAGCUGUAACCUCCUUUUCGUCCUCGUGGACAUAGUGGUUUCCACUGUCCUCUACAUCCAUGGGAACCAUCUGAACACGUUUGCAGAGGAAGUCUGGAACUUUGACAUUUUACGGUCUACGUUAGACCUGUGGGGGAUGCUGCUGGUCAGGGUCUCGCUGCUCCUGGGGGCUUCCAUUGGGCUGUAUAAGAACCGUGAGGAUGGGCCCCAGAGGACAAAGGACCUGGGGACGCUGAACUCGCUGCUCUGCCUCGUGGUCAUGGCUUAUGCCCUGGCCAAGCUACUGAUGUUCUCGGAGCAGGGUGCCAUGAUGUACGAGCCCUGGUUCCUCAGCCUGUUUAUCUGGACCUGCGUGGCGGCCAUGGGGACGGUGUUCAUGUGGCGCAUUCUCUCUAAGACCCCACGGGCCGAGAUGGGUGGAGGGGACAGCGAAGGGAUUGAAAGGCUGCUGGAUCAGGCAGCUGGGAACAGCUCGGAGGAAGAGGAAGAGGAGGAAUGUUCGGGAGCGAAGGUUUUGAAGAAGGGGCAGCCCACCGCCGGGGCCACGGUGGGCCUCCUCCUGUCCUACUGCCGGAAGGAUGCCGGUCUUCUGGGAGCCGCCCUCUUCUUCUUGCUCGUCUCUGCUGUGUGCGAGGCCUUCAUCCCCUACUACACUGGCCAGGCCAUCGACGGCAUUGUCAUCUACAAGAGCCUGCAGUACUUCGCUCAGCCCAUGAUCGCUCUCACCAUGCUGGCGCUUGUCAGCUCGCUGGCUAUAGGGAUUCGAGGGGGUGUCUUCUCACUCAUCUUUGCCAGGUUAAACAUCCGCCUGCGUAAUCUUCUCUUCAGGUCACUAAUGCGACAGGACAUCGGUUUUUUCGAUGCCAACCACACAGGUGACAUCAUCUCCCGGUUGACAUCGGACACCACACAAGUGAGCGACCUGAUCUCAGAGAACGUCAACCUGUUCCUGCGCAAUCUGGUGAAGGCGCUGGGCUUCUGCGUCUUCAUGUUUGGCAUGUCCUGGAAGCUGACUCUGGUUACCAUCAUGGGCUUCCCCUUCAUCGCUGUCAUCUCCCAACUCUAUGGGGACUAUUACAAGAGGCUAACAAAAGAGGUGCAGAGUGCAUUGGCUCAGGCCAACAAGGUGGCCGAGGAGACCAUAUCGGCCAUGAAGACGGUUCGCAGCUUCGCCACCGAGGAGCUAGAGGCCGACACUUACUACCAGAAGCUACAGGAGAUGUUUGAGCUCAACAAGAAGCAGGCCAUCGCCUAUUCCUGCUUCAUGUGGUCCAGUUGUAUAUCAGAGCUAGUUCUGCAGGUGGGGAUCCUGUUCUACGGGGGCCAUCUGGUAGUGUCGAGUCAGAUGAGCGGGGGCACCCUCAUUUCCUUUGUCAUCUAUGAGCUGGAGCUGGGAGAGUGCUUGGAGAGCAUUGCCUCGGUCUACACGGGGUUGAUGCAGGGGGUUGGGGCGGCCGAGAAGGUCUUUGAGUACAUCAACCGGGUCCCCGAACUGCCGCAGGAUGGACAGGAGGCCCCAGACACCUGCAAAGGACUGGUGGAGUUCAAGAAUGUCACAUUUUCCUACCCGACACGCCCUGAAACUCCCGUAUUAAAGGACGUGUCCUUCAUGGUGCGACCGGGUCAGGUCACGGCCCUGGUGGGACCGUCAGGUAGCGGCAAGAGCUCCUGCGUCUCUCUUCUGGAGAAUUUCUACAGCCCCCAGCAGGGCCAAGUGCUGCUGGAUGGACGGCCCGUGAACUCCUACCAGCACACCUACCUACACUCCAAAGUAGCACUGGUGGGUCAGGAGCCUGUCCUGUUUGCCCGUUCUGUCCAGAAGAACAUAUCCUAUGGUCUGGGGGACUGUCCAAUGGAAAGUGUGGUACAGGCUGCCUCCAAAGCCAACGCGCACGACUUCAUCUGUGGGCUCUCCAGGGGCUACGAGACAGGUGUGGGAGAAAAGGGCACCCAGCUUUCGGGGGGGCAGAAGCAGAGAGUGGCCAUCGCCCGCGCCCUCAUACGACAGCCCCACGUUCUCAUCCUGGACGAGGCCACCAGCGCCCUGGAUGCUGAGAGCGAGCACAUUGUCCAGCAAGCCCUGAGCAACUCCAUGCAGAAGCGGACAGUUCUGGUGAUCGCACACCGCCUGAGCACGGUGGAGAAGGCCGACAGCAUCAUCGUGGUGGACCGAGGCCGCGUGGCUGAGCAGGGCAGCCACAGGGAACUCGUGGCUCGGGGGGGGCUGUACUGUAAGCUGGUGCAGAGACAGGUCCUGGGCAUUCAGACGGGAGAUGAGCAGGUCUGUGGCCAGGAUACAACCCCGUGUCCAGAAGGGGGUGGCAGGCGGGCAGCCCGACGGGAGAGCGGUGGCUCAGAGGACCUGCCCCGGUACUGAGAUGACGGGUAGAACCGCUUAGGGUUCUCAAUUUAAUGCACUGUAUUAUACAGUAGAAUUUUUAUCAUAAUAUUUUACUGUAACAGAAGUCAAAGUAAUAUAUUAAUAAAAGUAAUAUAUUACCCAUGUUGUAGAAAUUUAUGAAACUUAGUCAGUGCUUUGGAAUAUGUCGUUUAUUAUUGAGCUCAAGGGAACAAGCACUUCGAUGUUAUCUCCGUGGUAAUGUUCCAGGCUAUCUGGUCAACAGCCUUUAUAGGGGUACAUUCACAGUUCACGCCCCCUCCUCUGAACCAGAUCAAACUGGUUAAGGUAGGGCGUGCACUUUGUAACACAUAUGCCUUAUGCAGUUUGCAUCCUGCAAGCAUGUAUACGUCACAUGAUCAGCAUGAUGAAGGCCUGGGGCACAUGGGGGCCGUCUAUGCUUUUGCAUGGCCUCUGGCUUUGUGGUGUUUUAAAAAUUUUAAAGACUAGAAUGAUGUAAUUCCACUGUAUAAACAGUGAUUCCAGUUGUUAUGUCUCUAAUAUAAAGAAACCAUUUUCGUGAUUGCUGUGCUAAUUGAUUUAUGCAAGGACUUUUCUGCAUCUGUUAAUAUUACAUUAUUGUAUAUAUUUACACAUAACUACAUAUUCAUAUGUCUUAUGGUUUUAUUCACACAUUUGCAUCCCUAGGCAGAAUUAUAGGGAUUUUUUAAUUUAUUAUAGAUACAUUUUUCAAUAUUGCCUAGUGAAUCUGACUUUAUUUUUGAUGCAUAUUGAAAUAACAAAAAUGAACAACAUACAAAAAUACGACAUAUAAUUUUAAAUCAUGUUGGCUUGUUUUAAAUUCAUUUUUAUGUGUGUAUUUAGCAAACAAAAUGAACAUGAGCUGACUGCGUGUGGACAUGUAUGUAUGUAUGUAUGUAUGCGUGCAUGGCAG
Brienomyrus brachyistius is the source of this 3988-nucleotide messenger RNA. It is a transcript of the gene abcb9, whose product is annotated as ATP-binding cassette, sub-family B (MDR/TAP), member 9. NCBI's taxonomy places the organism in Eukaryota, Metazoa, Chordata, Actinopteri, Osteoglossiformes, Mormyridae. Gene Ontology annotation, cellular component: lysosomal membrane. The transcript is spliced from 12 exons. Gene Ontology annotation, molecular function: ATP hydrolysis activity; ABC-type oligopeptide transporter activity; ATP binding. The record is from RefSeq and is a predicted model, not a curated record. Gene Ontology annotation, biological process: peptide transport; transmembrane transport. Bases 676 to 3072 code for a protein of 798 amino acids.